UCGGAUAAAGCUCAGUGGAAUGUUCCAUGGUCUGAGGCAUUGUUUUUACCUGAUUUUCCAGUGAGGGGGGAUGCAGAGGAACAGGAUUAUGUGGUGAUAGAGAUGUUGGCGAAAGGAGCGUAUGGAAAUGUACAGAAAGUUCAAAAAGAAGAUGAUAAACGAUUCUAUGCCAUGAAAAUUCUGGAUAAAAAACAGAUAAUAGAAGAGAAUGCUAUUCAACAGUGUAAAGACGAAGCCGCAAUUCAGUCAAUGCUUGGGGAUCAUCCUUUUAUUGUGAAAAUCUACGAAUAUUGGCAAUCAAAAGAACAUCUAUAUAUUGUAUUAGAUUAUGUACCUCAUGGUGAUUUGUUCUCAUUAUGGACGUUUCAUUCCUUAUUUCCAGAACGUUUAGUUCGUAUUUAUAUUGCUCAAAUGGCCAUCGUAUUAGAUUUUUUACACAAUUCAGGCGUUAUUUAUCGAGAUGUAAAAAUGGAGAAUAUUCUCUUUGACCCAACAGGGAAUGUUCAACUUAUCGAUUUCGGUCUUGCGAAAUGGCUGCAGAAAACAGAGAGAACGAAAACGGUGUGUGGAACCUUACAGUAUAUGGCACCAGAAAUCCUGGCAACUUGGCAGUAUGAUCAUGCUGUAGAUUGGUGGUCUCUAGGUAUUCUCAUGUACACCAUGUUAUGUGGAAAGGUAAUGCUAGACUAG
Molecule: messenger RNA, 690 nt
Organism: Lottia gigantea (owl limpet)
Lineage: Eukaryota; Metazoa; Mollusca; Gastropoda; Lottiidae
Exons: 3
Biological process (GO): protein phosphorylation
Molecular function (GO): ATP binding; protein serine/threonine kinase activity
Source: RefSeq, a predicted model, not a curated record